Sinocyclocheilus rhinocerous is the source of this 5189-nucleotide messenger RNA. Its product is annotated as diacylglycerol kinase delta-like. The transcript has 29 exons. Gene Ontology annotation, molecular function: ATP-dependent diacylglycerol kinase activity. The coding region runs from base 6 to 3410 and encodes 1134 amino acids. Gene Ontology annotation, biological process: phospholipase C-activating G protein-coupled receptor signaling pathway. The record is from RefSeq and is a predicted model, not a curated record. Gene Ontology annotation, cellular component: plasma membrane. NCBI's taxonomy places the organism in Eukaryota, Metazoa, Chordata, Actinopteri, Cypriniformes, Cyprinidae.
AUGCUAUGCGUACACACGCGCGUAUGUGCGCGACAGGAGCAGAUUUGACAGUAUCUAACCGCGCUGCCCGAGAGCAACAAGAACACACAUACGAGGUUCAACGGGAACCGACAACGCACCGUAGAGAGCUGACUUGGCACAGAGGAGGAGACGAGUGCUGUGAAAAUCGUGUCCCCUGCACAGUCAUGGCCUCAAAGCUCAAUCCAAAUGUACUUUAUGUCCGGGAGCCCCGGGAGUCCCUGACCUCUCCGGAUCCUCAAGCCGAGGCGGGUGACGAAUCAUCGGACAGUGACGGGGAGCCAGAGGAGACCUCGCACAAACUCAUCCGAAAAGUAUCCACUUCUGGUCAGAUUCGAGCCAAGAAGAGUGUGAAGGAGGGUCUUCUACUCAAACAGACCAGCUCUUUUCAGAGAUGGAAGAGGAGGUAUUUCAAACUGCGAGGCAGGACACUCUACUAUGCCAAAGAUUCAAAGUCUCUCAUAUUUGAUGAGGUCGACCUCUCAGAUGCCAGCGUGGCUGAGACCAGCACCAAGAACAUCAAUAACAGUUUCACAGUUAUCACUCCAUUCCGUAAGCUGAUGUUGUGUGCGGAGAGCAGGAAGGAGAUGGAAGACUGGAUUAGUGCAUUGAAGUCUGUACAGAAAUGGGAGACUUAUGAGGCCAGUCAGUUUAACAUGGAGCACUUCUCUGGGAUGCAUAACUGGUACGCCUGCUCUCAUGCCCGGCCCACUUUCUGCAACGUGUGUCGAGAGGCUCUGCCGGGGGUCACCUCUCAUGGUCUUUCCUGUGAAGUGUGUAAGUUCAAAGCCCACAAGCGCUGUGCCGUACGAUCCACAAAUAACUGUAAGUGGACCACUCUGGCGUCUAUAGGAAAUGACAUCAUAGAAGAUGAGGAUGGAGUGUCAAUGCCUCACCAGUGGUUGGAGGGGAACCUGCCGGUCAGUGCUAAGUGUGUGGUGUGCGAUCGAAACUGCGGCAGCGUCCGUCGACUACAGGACUGGCGGUGCCUCUGGUGCAAAGCCAUCGUGCAUAACAGCUGUAAGGAGCAGUUGGGAAAGGUUUGUCCUCUGGGUCAGUGUAAGGUCUCCAUCAUUCCGCCCACUGCACUUAACAGCAUCGACUCUGACGGCUUCUGGAAGGCCACCAGUCCAUCCUGCUCGAGUCCUCUGCUGGUGAUGGUGAACAGUAAGAGUGGUGACAACCAGGGUGUGAAGUUCCUGCGCAGGUUUAAGCAGCUACUAAACCCGGCACAGGUCUUUGACCUCAUGAAUGGUGGCCCACAGCUGGGGCUUCGUCUCUUCCAGAAGUUUGAGACCUUUCGUAUCCUGGUGUGUGGUGGAGAUGGGAGCGUGGGCUGGGUUCUUUCUGAACUGGACAAACUCAGCCUGCACAAACAGUGCCAGCUGGGUGUGUUGCCGCUGGGUACAGGAAAUGACCUGGCGCGUGUGCUGGGCUGGGGAGGAUUGUGUGAUGAUGAUGCUCAGCUGCUGCAGAUACUGGAGAAACUAGAGAGAGCUACAACCAAGAUGCUAGACAGAUGGAGUGUGAUGACCUAUGAAGUGCCCACCAAACAGACUCCAGCUAUCGUUAAGGAGGAGGACCCAUCAGACUCUCCCCUACAGAUUACACAGUAUGCUGAUUCUGUUGCCACUCACUUGACCAAAAUCCUGGACUCUGACAAACACAGUGACGUUAUAUCAUCUGCUAAGUUUCUGUGUGGAACAGUUAAUGAUUUUGUGGGUGAGGUCGGCAAAGCUUAUGAACGGGCCACAGAGAAUAAAGAGGAGGCUGAUGCUAUGGCAAAAAAGUGUGCCAUGUUGAACGAGAAGCUAGACUCCCUGGUUAAGGCUCUCAGUGAAGACGCCAAUGCCCAGCUGGUGCCAUCUGGGUCAAUCUCACCAGACGAGAGCGACUCUGAUCAGUCCAGACCCUUCAGAUCAAGAGAGCAGCUGAUGCUGAGGGCCAACAGCCUGAAGAAAGCACUCCGACAAAUCAUAGAUCAGGCAGAAAAAGUGGUGGAUGAGCAGAACAGACACACCCAGGUGCAGAGAAUGUCAUCCUCCUCAUCAAUCAAAAGAGGCAGCAGUGAGGACCUCAAGGAGGCGGAGCCACGUCAAAACACAUUGAGUCCAACUACUACAGCCCCUAUUUUGCUGGAGAAGUCAGAGAGCUUCAGCACUGUGCUUUUCUCUGAAGAGACUGUGCAGUGCACAGAAAAGUGUGUGAUGAAUAACUAUUUUGGCAUUGGGCUGGAUGCCAAAAUAUCUCUAGAGUUCAACAACAAGAGAGACGAGCACCCAAAAAAGUGCAGUAGUCGCACUAAAAACAUGAUGUGGUACGGAGUGUUAGGGACCAAAGAACUGGUGCAAAAAACCUACAAGAACCUGGAACAAAGAGUCCAACUGGAGUGUGAUGGAGUGCCCAUGUCCUUGCCGAGUCUUCAGGGUCUUGCUGUUUUGAACAUCCCCAGCUAUGCAGGAGGCAUUAAUUUCUGGGGUGGCACCAAAGAGGACAAUAAUUUUGGGGCUCCAUCUUUUGAUGAUAAGAAGUUGGAGGUGGUGGCUGUGUUCGGCAGCAUGCAGAUGGCCAUGUCUCGAGUCAUCAACCUACAGCAUCACCGCAUCGCACAGUGUCGGCAGGUGAAGAUCACUAUCCUGGGUGAUGAAGGUGUGCCAGUGCAGGUGGACGGUGAGGCCUGGAUUCAGCCUCCUGGCAUCGUCCAAAUUGUCCACAAGAACCGAGCACCGAUGCUCACCAGAGACCGGGCGUUCGAGAGCACGCUGAAAUCAUGGGAAGACAAGCGGAAAGGUGACAGCCGCCCAGCCCGGCCCCGACUGAAUUCCCAGCAGUCCAUGGAGUAUCUGAGUGAAGAGGAAUGUGCGCAGGUCCAGCAGCUUGGUUUAGUGGCCGACACACUCAUCAACAGGAUCCGGGAGGUGGCUAACACUCAUAAGGUGGUGGAGCAGGAAUUAGCUCAUUCUGUCAAUGCCAGUGCUGCGGUCCUGAGUGAAGCCUUCCCCUCCAAACCCUCCAGCCCUGAGAGUUUGAGUCGCAGUACAGCUGUAGACAUUGUCAACAGCAGUAAAGUCCUCCAGCAAGAGACCAAGAUGCUGCUCGAGGGAAAACUGCUGCAGUUGGAGCCUUCUCAAAAAGAGGAGCUUCUUUCCACAGUGGACAGUCUCAGCACUGAGUUACACAAGCUGGAGGACAUUCACUGGAUCUGUCCCAGCAUGCACUGCUCUGAGGAGGACCCGUCCCGUGUGCCUGGUAAAAGCAGUAUGAAGCUGAAAAUCAUGCCCAAGGGGAAGAAGGAGAGAGAGCGGUUACAUAAACAGCGGUCCAGUGGCUCUCUAUCAGGAUCUUGGGAUAUCAAAGGCGGGAUGAGUGAUGUUGAUUCCGCGGGCAACUGAAGAGCUGAAGUGGUUUGUUGCAGCUCUGUCACGAGGACACACUCUGCCACGGGACACUGUUUUACGGCCAGUGAGGGAGGACGUGAGACGCGCUGUGAGACACAUGCCCCACCCCAGUGUUUGUGAGCGGCCCGGCACUGCAUUACUGUGCUUCUGGUCCGUUUCUACUCUGCCUGCGGAUGGUGUCACAGGAAAUGCUCAUCAUCAGAGAGCAGGAAGUGGAUCAUCCAUCAUCUCUCUGUUUUUAGCAAGGCAACUCCUGUGCAUCACCUAAUCCGUUCUGUUUUUUAAUCUUAUUUUAUGAUCUUGCUACUUUUUUUCUCUUUAUAUUAAUAUUCAAGCCGUCAGACUCAAACUAUAAAACUUUAUUCGCUCACCAAAGAAAAAAACAAAACAUUUCUUUGGCCCCGUCCUGUCGCCGCCUGAACAACAAGAAAGGAACAAAUUAAAUCAAACAAAACAAUUGUAUUAAAAUGAAGACAAUUAAACAAGUGCAAAAAAAAGGAAUAUCCUGAUGAAUGAAUGUAUGGUGGUCCUGUAUUAUUCGUCAAACUGGCUGAAUAGUUAACCUGCAUCUAGUCUCUGUAUCUCUAUCAAAAGACCAUCUAGUUUCUGCAUGCCUUUCAUGCCCUUAUGCAGGAAAAAAGGUCUAUUUUUUCUUUUUACUCUCGGAUCGUCAGCCAAGUCGUGAUGGUGUAUCACUAGUGUGUCAAUUGAGCCGUCGUUCUAGAAGCUUCAGUGCCGUAACUCUUGUGCCAAGUGAGUAAAUGGAGCGCAGUGGUUUAAAGUGAGCUGUUUCUUUACUAUUUUCUGCAGGGAAAUGUCGUGAAAGAAAGUGAUGCUGUAUGUCGUACAUUUCAACGUAUUUUAUCUCGCCUUGCACUUUAAUAUAGAAAACAAAUGUUUAAAAAUGCAAACUUAAAAGGGUGUGUGUUUCUUGUCAUAGGAAUACUGGUAUCCAUUCGUGGAAAACCUAUGAUGAGAUAUGUUACAUAUAAGACAGUAUAUAAUCCAACUUAUGAAUGUUAUUAAACUUGCCCCUUUUCAGGGGUCAGUCUGGACAUGGGAACCCUGAGGGAAAGCAAAACUUGAACUUGCCUAAUGUGUGGAUCACAAACAGUAUUUAUCAACAGACUCCAAUGGUACAGUGUAACACGUUUCCAUUAAAAGAAAUAGUAUUCACAAUACUGGACAAUUUAAUUGUUUUCUUGAUAGUUGUGAGCCAAAGUCUAACAGUAUUGCUCUGUAAAAAGACAAAGACAUUACAAAUAUGGUCUUGAUAUGAAAGUUUGAUGGACAGUCUAGGUGCUGAUUGUGCCUCUAAAACUUGGACUGUAUUUUUUUAUUAUUUUGCAUGUCUUUGUUUUAAACUUCCUCAUCUGUGAUGAAUUGUUGCUGUGUGCUGUUUAUUUUUGAGUGACAUAGCAAGCAUUACUUUGACCAUCUCCGCGUACCAGCACAUCGAUUAUGACUGUGGUAAUCAGGUACAAGCGGAAGGCAAUGAUUUUAUGAAUAGAACAUUUAUUUUUGAAUUUUUUCUUUGAACAGAGAAAAAGAACCAAAACAGAAGAGAUUGAAUUUUUAUUUGCUGGUACCAAUUCUCUUCAUUGUCAAGACUACUGUUUACUUUUAAGAUGUAUUAUUUAUCCUUUUUAUUUAAAACAUUUUUGCCAUAUGGGUUGCAGUCAAGCUUCCAUGGCCUUGGACUCUGACUGACUGCAAUCACCUACUUCAGGAUUGUUGCUGUUGACUUGACGCAAAAAUAAAGUGUGGCCAUUA